GCACGAUUUCCCAACGCAAUGAGUGUAUAUAGAAUGCAGUUGAAUCGCAAUUGCUGGAUUCCCUCUCUGCCAGUGAGCAGCGAACACGAGAAUGACUGACUGACCUUGCAGCAAGCCAGGGGGAGUCGACGUCGGUUGUUCCAAAGGCUGGCGAUUCAGGCGGGAGGACGGCGCUAGUCCCAAUGCAGAUAGAUUCGGGUUUUGGCCUUAACCCCGGUUUGUGGUUGUGCUUAGGUAAUCCCAAUGGCGGCUGCGCUUAACAACAUGUUUGUCUUGUUUGCUUUAGAAGUACUCUCUCAUACUAAAUUAGUGUGGUGGUACGGUACGGUACAAAAUGCCUCCUAAUGCGGUUGUCGGUAGUCGAUUCAACUAUUAAAGCAAAUAUUUGGGGAUUAUAUCUAAGACUUCAACUCGGCGACAGCUGUAGCGCGAAAUGAAAGAUAGAAGGGAGGGAAAGAAUAUAUCAAGCACUCUAUUACCAUUUUUCACAAUUGACCAAAGAGCCUGCAUCUCCGACUCACUCUUCACUUCCCCUGCCCCGCCAUGUCGAAUUGAUACCAUAGACACAUCACGAACGAAGGGAGCGCGUAGCAGCAUACCGCCACCGUACAUCAGAACAGACUUAUAAACAAGUUCAAUUUGCCUACCUCUUCACAAUGACGUCCUACUCAUCCGCCAGCCAAGCGUACGAGCGGGAACGUACCCCCGCAAACGGAAUCCCGCCCUCCACCGCCACCGCCUCCGCCUCAACUCCCUUAACUUCCAUGUCUGACAAAUACCGUGGUGCCACAGUUGAAGACCUCGACCCACCUGCCGCCCUUUCAACUUCCCCCCACGAUCAAAUAUCAAGCGCCCUCCUGGCCGCCUACGAACGCGACUAUACCCACCUAACCGUAAUAUCCUCCUCCUCGCGCUCGCUACUAGGUUACCUCAGCAUCCCGAGGUUAAGAGCGCAGCUGAAAGAAGGCACCGUCAGAGAAUCCGAUCCCGUGGAGAAGGCCAUGUUGCGUUUCCGGAGGCGCGGGCAUGUGUAUAAGAUUAUCACCAUGCACACUCCUCUGGAGGAGCUGGAGAGAUUCUUCGAUGGCGAGCUGGUGAGAGAAGAUGGCAGUGUAGAGAGGAGAGAGAAGCAGGAUUUUGCCGUAGUGACUGAUGCGAGUCGCAAGUUUGUGUUGGGCGUGGCGACGAGGCAGGAUUUGGAGAAUUUUGUGAAGAGGAGGCCUGGAUAAAUGGCUUUGAGGAAGGGGAGUUAGUUUAGGGAGUGAUAGUUUUCUAUGUGAAGGACAUGGGUCCGCAGUGUCACAUCUAGUGGAACCCCGUGGCGGAUUAAGUGAAGCAAGAUACCUACUUUCUCAUGUAUUUAUUCCCACUUCUCUAAUAUCUACUUGUAUCGUAACAUGAUUGGUUUGAUGGACGAUUCAUAGUUGGACGGACUGCUAGUGGUAAUAUAAGCAAAUUUACCACAGUAUAACAAAAUGGAUAAAUUCUCUGACCUGCAACGAGUCCAAAUACAUGAUGAAUCUUUAGAAUGAGACAGCAAAAGGGAGAUGUGAAAAGGGCGGGAAGAGGCAUAGAGAUGAAAUAACGCCUGUUCACAUUAGGCACACCACAAAAUCCCCCAUUUUAGAAUCGGAAAAUCCGCUAGUUCAAACAUGGGCAGCUGCUUGAAGGAGGCCAAACCAGCCGGCUGCCCCUGGACUGAAAACGGCCCUAUAACCCUAGUUAUGAACAUAGAGGCAACUAAACCAAAACAAUAAUUAAAAAGCCAU
Molecule: messenger RNA, 1769 nt
Organism: Blastomyces gilchristii SLH14081
Lineage: Eukaryota; Fungi; Ascomycota; Eurotiomycetes; Onygenales; Ajellomycetaceae
Product: cystathionine beta-synthase
Exons: 2
Coding region: 657-1229 (190 amino acids)
Source: RefSeq, a predicted model, not a curated record